GGCGGUAAUGCACCUCUAAACUGGUUUGCCAAAGAGGAAGAAGAAGAGGAAGAAGAGGGUGGAGGCCUGCUGGCUUGAAAUCCAACCAGCUGAAGAAAUAACGCGAAGAUUUGGACGUUUUUUUUCAACAAUGAGGUUGUGAACGCCUCAGCUCAGUGUUUUGGUGGGACAAACACUCAAAAUGCAGCACAUUAUCAAUAUGAUAAAAUAAGAGUAUCAUGUUGUGAUAUGUCAUACUACCUGACAAUAGUUACCAGACAUGCCGUGGUGCCUAAACACCAAGCGGAAGUAUAGUUUAUAACUAUCACACUGUGAAAGCCAAACUGCAUUUUUUUUUUUUUUUAUCAGAGAGCAAGUUUUCUCCUCUUAAACAUUCAAAAUCUUAAUAAUAAUAAUAAUGCAUUUUAUUUAUAUAGCGCUUUUCUGGAUACUCAAAGACACUUUACACAGAUAAAAUGAUCAUAAAAACAAGGACAUCAUAAAAAUAUAAAACACACAAUAUUAAUUAUAAUUAUUUAAAUCUUCAUCUCUAGACCAUGGUAGACAAUCGCUAUGCCACAGCUCUGGUCAUCGGCUCGGUGCUGAGCCUGCUGGCCACAGUCUACCUCUCUGUAGCUGUGGGAACUCAGCACUGGUACCAGUACAGCUGCCCGCCAGUCAAAUGUGAGGGGAACAACACCUCCGAUCUCAGAGAGGAGUUCAUCAGUGGAGAGUUUGAUGUGAAGACUUACAGCGACACCAUGUUCCGCCUGAACGGCACCCUGGGACUGUGGUGGAGGUGCAUACUGGUGCCCGGCCAGUCUCACUGGUUCAAAGAACCAGAUCCGAAGAUGGAGACGCAGUGUGUGAGCUUCACUCUUCCUCAGCAGUUUAGUCCAAAGUACAAAAACUCUGGAAAGAAUAACAGCGAAGAAGAUCUGCUGAGAACAUACUUGUGGAGGUGCCAGUUUCUCCUGCCCUUGGUCUCUCUGGCUUUGGUGUUCCUCGGCGGCCUUGUCGGGGUCUGUGCCUGCCUGUGCCGCAGCUUCACCCCCACCUUGGGCGUGGGAGUGCUCCAUUUACUCGCAGGUCUGUGCACUCUGGGCACCGUCUGCUGUUUCCUGGCCGGGGUGGAUUUGCUCGAACAGUACUCCCGACCACCAGAAGGGGUGGAGGGCUCGUUGGGCUGGUCCCUCUACCUCGCCCUCAUCUCCUUCCCUCUGCAGAUGAUGGCAGCUGCUUUGUUCCUGUGGGCGGCCAGGAGUCACCGCAGAAACUACACCCGCAUGACUGCUUACAGGGUAGCCUAAAGAGAGACUACCUCAACUACUUACCUUCAAUCAGCCUGCUGGUCUGAGGACUUUCUAAAAAAAAAAAAAAAAAUGUUUUCUGGUUGUAACCUUUCACUUCUUCUGUAACAAUCUUUAAAUAGAUAAAAACAUGACAUCACAUAUCCAGACAGGAAUACAUUAAUCCAGGUUGCAGCUAAACAUCAUAAGUGCUCAUAAUUAGGGGUUUAAUAGCUUUGAGUUGUGUUAUUUCACCUUUGUUUUUUAGCAUGUCUAACUUACCCAAAGCAUGUUCUUUAGUGUAUUUUAACACCCAGAUAUCGUGGAUCAUUUUGUUAUUGCUGGCGUUACCUGUGUCGUACUGAAAUGCCUUCUUUUUCGGUUGCCAUUGCUUCUAAAGCUGCUCACCACAUUGCCCUUAAAUCAGUUAUAGAUUAUAAACUUGCACACCAAUUUAUUUCCGACCUGCCGUUAUCUAAGCCAGGGUAGCUUUCUCUGUUAGUGCAUGAAACAAAUAUUACACAAGCCUAUUUUUUUAUGUUUUUUCUGUGGUUUUAUUUUUUUUGCAUAAUCUUAAAUAUCAAGCCUUUGCUGUGCAUGCCUUUAAGCUGACAUUUCUGUAAUCUGUGGUAAUCGUUGAUUUCAGUCUGUGGUGUGUGUGUUGACUUAACGUCACUCACUAAAAAAUGAAACCACUCAUCUCUCAUUGUCACCUGUGUUUAUAGAUCUAAUAUUUAUCAAUGUGGUUAAUUUGAAUGUUAAAUUUGCCACUCGAGCAAACCUGUGACCUCUUUGUAACAUUUAAAUUCUAAUGUUUCAGCCCCAAAUUAUACUACUGCCACUUUACAUUUGUUAAGCUACUUAAAGCGUUUUUCUAAUCGUGGUUGCGGUCAGUUCUCUGUUCCUUUUUAGAGCUCAGUUGUUGCUCGACUGACUGGUUUGACAGCCAGAUAUCGGUUUGGCAUCAAUUUAAAUGUUUGCUGGUGAUACUCCAGAGUCAAAGAGGUAUUUUGAAUAACAAUUGAACUUGCAAAAUCUUCAUUUGCAAGUGAAAAUCCUCCUUGAGUCUGUCUUUACACUUAACAUUUGUGUGGAAAGUUAAUGAAUUUGUUACUUUUUUGUGUCCAAAAUAUCUAAUUUCUUAGUAUACAAAUUGUGAUGUUUUUGUGUCACAAUGUUUUGUUAUUCGUCUGAUGUGUGUACACUCUGGCUUUUGUAAAUGUUUUUAUGUAUUCUGAAGCGCAAUGUAACGGUUUCUGUAUUGAUAAAUUUGACAUUUGCUGA
Molecule: messenger RNA, 2552 nt
Organism: Sebastes umbrosus (honeycomb rockfish)
Lineage: Eukaryota; Metazoa; Chordata; Actinopteri; Perciformes; Sebastidae
Gene: cldnd1b
Product: claudin domain containing 1b
Exons: 5
Coding region: 537-1289 (250 amino acids)
Cellular component (GO): membrane
Source: RefSeq, a predicted model, not a curated record